CCAUCACGAAUCACAUGACAAGGGUAAUCUAGUAAUUUCGCUGUAAACCCUAAUCGUUCGCUUUAUAUACCGAUGUAGAUGUAGCCGUCAUCACUUCUCACACUUGAGCGUGAGUCGGUUGUUCAAUCAAAAGUCUAUGUCAUCGAUCUUUGUUCAUGUUGAUUUUGUGGUGGAAUAUCAUAUGAAUUCGUGCUUUGAAAUGGAUCUAGUUGAUGAAUUACCAGAUGCUUCGGUCGUGAUUUCUCUGUUUAAAAAAUUGGACACCCCGGCAAAUUUCAAGACACCAUGGCAUCAUCUGGUAGUGGAGUAUCCAAUGCGAGCGACCCAAUGGCCUUUACCUCUGAUGACGAGAUGACCACCGACUCGGGAGUGUACACCUCAGACACCACGAGCACCGAUGAAGACGAUUUCCAGCCGUUUGCCCUACCGAUCUUCGGAGACGACGUACUCCUAGCUGAUGGCCCACAAGGAGAGGACCUACCCCUUGUUCCAAUCCCUGCCCCUCUCCCCUUCGCUGCAGUUCCCUUUGAGGAACAACCUCUCGACGCGUUACCCGAUGGUGACAUCGACCUACUCAUCGAGGGUCCCCCGGAGGGAGACCAGGAUGGUGGGGCCCCGAUGGAGGACGGUGUCCAGCUUGUUGAUCCCAUUGUUCCCAUGGUCGAGCUUCCUGAUAUGGAGGUUCAUUCUGAUUCGUCCGCUUCAGGUUCUUUUGAGUCGAUAUCAUCCUUUAUCCCACUGUUGGGAUUCGGUUACAUUCCUCGUAUUGACGAUGAUGAGGAGAUGGAGUUGGAGCAGCCUGCUGAGGCUCCUGUUCUUCCAGAUGAUCUGAUUCCUGUUAGGCUUGCUGAUCAUCAGCCCGCUCCAGUCGUUUCCGAGCCCGUUCUCGCCAUUGACCCUGUUCCUGUCAUUGAUGCACCCGUCGUUGCACCAACAGUCGUUGAGAUCCCAGAUGUAGCACCCAUACCCGAUCCCAUGAUGAUUUUUGAUGACCUUGCACCGUUUGCUACCUACAUUGACCCGAGAUACGCUAACACCAGCAAUGGGUGGAUUGAGGAGGAUGACUACCCUCCGUAUGUAGUCCCAGUCACUCCCCCCACCGCAUCUAUUGCUGUACCACUCGACAUCUCGUUGUUUCCUCCACCCACAUCUGGUACCCAUCGUACCGACCUUCCGAUCACUUUCCUUUAGGACAUUCCUCCGCCCCAACCUGGGGAGGGAUCAUCGAGACAGCCCUUCGGCCACACUUCAUUUAUGACAGGAGAUAACCAGUUUAUACCAUCGACUCCUAACCAUAGUUUUGUCCACCCGUGUCAUCUACUGCACCUUUCAUGUCUCAGUUUCCCCAUACCACUUCACAGGUUGUAUUUACCCCACACACUACACAUUCUGUUUCAGCCCCGAUGGGUGACCCAUUUCUAUGGUCAUCACCCCAUGUUAUGCCAGUAUCCGACCCUUAUCAUCCAUUCCAUGUUGGAUACUCUAUAGAGGACACGCUCACGUCAUUGCAGUUACAGCAGGACGCCUUUAGACGAUAUGUCCAGGAGUUGGGGAGAGCUCCACAUCCUCCAUGCCCCUGCCAGACCCUGUCUACAGCAUCUCACACUUCUUUUCUAUCAUCCCAGGAUUCAGAUGUUCGCUUCCUCCUUCUCGACCAACAGGUUGCACACGUAUUGCGUUUCGCUUAUGCUCUUGAGGAGAACUUGGUGCAUUUGCGCCGAUUGCUUUUCUCUCGCUUUCCACCCCCCCUUCACCAUCAGCCUAGGGAUAUUCGGGGCAAUAGGGAUUCCAGAUCUUCUACAGACAGGCUACUCUUAGUGAGAAGACAUCGCUCAAGCCAUGAUUAUGAAGACCCUUUUUUUGAGACCACGAUUUUGGUUUUUGAUUUAUUUGUUAUUGUACUCAGACAAGGGUGAUGUAGCCCUUAGUAUAUAUUGACAUAUGAUAAAAUUGUGAAACUGUAUUGGUGGUUUGUUUAUGAAACUUAAAUCACAAGACUUUAAAUUC
This is a messenger RNA of Helianthus annuus (common sunflower), 2007 nucleotides long. RefSeq lists its product as uncharacterized. The transcript is spliced from 3 exons. The record is from RefSeq and is a predicted model, not a curated record. The coding region runs from base 286 to 1191 and encodes 301 amino acids. NCBI's taxonomy places the organism in Eukaryota, Viridiplantae, Streptophyta, Magnoliopsida, Asterales, Asteraceae.